This is a messenger RNA of Aphanomyces invadans, 1483 nucleotides long. RefSeq lists its product as hypothetical. The coding region runs from base 94 to 1407 and encodes 437 amino acids. The transcript is spliced from 3 exons. The record is from RefSeq and is a predicted model, not a curated record. Lineage: Eukaryota; Oomycota; Saprolegniomycetes; Saprolegniales; Verrucalvaceae.
CUUUUGCACUCGCAGGUUGCCGCCACCACGUUAGCCGCAACCGCCACGCUGCCGGAGACGCGCUCGCAUCUGCCAACGAACGACUGCUGCAUCAUGGUGGGAGGAAUCGUAAUGGAUGUAAGCACAAGUUGGUCCGACGACGAACGGUCCAAGUUCAUCUUGGGGCUGCAACAGUUCGGAUCCGACUGGAACCGCAUUGCCCGCGUCGUUGAUUCGAAAUCAGUCCAAGAAGUGUACGAGUACGCAUCGUUGCAUUACAAGACGAUGAUGACCGGCAAAGACCUGCGCAGCUUAGAAUCUAUGCAAUCGGGUGUCUCGCUCCUGUCGGAACAAUUGAAGUCACCAGGGGUCAAACGCCUGGGCGGUGUUACGGGUUCAGCGCUCGUGUCACUCCUUCCAAAAAGCAACACAGACACCGGACCCGUCGAAUUGGACAGUGGUGGUGCUGUCAAAUGCUGCAACAACGAAGGGACUGUGGAGCAAUCGGCGAAGAAAGAUAAUUCUGCAACCCACGAACUCAACACAACGGGUAACACACCAUCGUUUGCUGCGAUUUCCAAGCCUGUUACUCGGACGUCCAUCUCCACAAAAGUCGUUGCAACGCCCCCAAAUGCACUUCCUUCAAAUCGCACACGCUUCGAGGACAAGAUCAAGGACUUGUCGGACGCUGACAUCAAGCUUUUACUUCGAAAGCGCCUGUUGGAGAUGCAAGAGCGUCGUCAAGCAUCCAUGCUUAAGAGACAACAGAAUGAAGUGAAUGCCAACCAACAGAUCUCGGCGUUUCAAACUAGGCACGGCGCUGCCGACCUGCGUGAUGGCCAAAUCUCGUCCACAUCCACACCUGCUCAAGUACCUUUGUCCAAGAAGCGCAAGCAGUCAGCAACGUCGUCGUCAUCGACAACCGAUUUCUUUGCCGGCGUGAAUGCUUUGGCGAUGGUGUCGUGCGAAGCCCUGCAACGAUUUAACCUCAAGUACAUGCGUCGCGGCGGCGCCACCCCAGACAGCACCGACCUGCCGUCAGACUCCGACGGCCCUUCAGACACGGACCUUCUGCCCCGCCAGAGGCUGCUGCAAACCCCGGCGUCGCACCAGUGCUCGGUGCCGUGGGACUUUUCCAUUGCCCCCAAACAGGACGCCGACAAGUUGGACACUGCCAAGCGUGCCAAGUGGAGCGAUGACGAGCAUCGGCAGCUCCUGACGGGGGUCGAGAUGCGGACGAAGGUUCCGGAACAUCCCCCGUCCAAGUCGUAUGCACAUUUCCCCAAGACGGAAAAAAGCAAUGCACGUGGGGACGUGCUCGAAGUCGCGGGUUUUCUGAGUUCACUCGCCCAAGUGACGUCGCCGACGUCGGAGUCGGCCAGAUUUGAUACCCGAAUGUCCAGUGCUCCGCAUGUCGACGACUUGUGAACACUAUUGGACGCAAGUAUUUAGGGGCUGUGGCGACCCGCACGUGUAAUGACUCAAUGGAGCUGGUGAAACCUGU